AUGUAUGACUUUACUAAUAAAUAACUCAAAGGUAAUCAAUUAUAUCAUUUUAGAUAUGAUUUAUGAGGAAAUUUUGUUGUACAAUUAUCCAGAAUUCAAGAAGCAAUAUGAAGAAAAGAUUGCAAAUAAUUAAAGUGUUGUAAGUCACCUAAUAAAGGGUGAGAGUGCUAAAAGUUAUUGA
Messenger RNA from Paramecium primaurelia, 181 nucleotides. The record is from the annotation of a GenBank genome assembly. Lineage: Eukaryota; Ciliophora; Oligohymenophorea; Peniculida; Parameciidae.